Molecule: messenger RNA, 1225 nt
Organism: Suillus clintonianus
Lineage: Eukaryota; Fungi; Basidiomycota; Agaricomycetes; Boletales; Suillaceae
Product: kinase-like domain-containing protein
Exons: 7
Coding region: 73-1062 (329 amino acids)
Biological process (GO): protein phosphorylation
Molecular function (GO): protein kinase activity; ATP binding
Source: RefSeq, a predicted model, not a curated record
UUAUCAUUGCAGUCUGACGCAACUAGUCGUCCUCCUACAGUGCACCGCAGCCCGCCGAUACCCGUCACACCUAUGGUGCAGAGGCCAUGUGAACUCCUUCUCUCCCCUUCCCACACCGAUACAGUUCUCCCAGUUCGUAACGAUGAGUCUGGUGGUUCACCCAUUGAAGUGAUGCUCCCAAAUCUCACGGCAUACAUCACCAAGGACGACGAAUAUCCCGUUGCUCAUGGCGGGUUCGGAGACAUCUGGAAAUGCACCUAUUCCAUAGAUAGGGAACUGAUCAAAGUUGCAGUGAAAGCAUUGCGUGUGAACACUGCUGAUCAACUUGGUCCAGCGAAGGCGAAGAAGAUCAAGAGGAUAACGCGUGAACUCAGAAUAUGCGCCAACCUCAAGCACAAGAAUAUUCUCCCCAUCUAUGGUUAUACUUACGGCUUCGGCCCAUUUAUAGCGCUGGUCAGUCCUUGGGCGGAGAAUGGAAACCUGAUGGUCUAUCUAGAGCGUGUGGGUGCGGAUCUUACUGUCCUUCGACGAUUCCAGAUCCUCAGGGAUAUCAUAGCUGGUCUCCAAUAUCUUCACGCUAACAGCGUCAUCCAUGGCGACUUCACUGGUCCUAAUGUACUCAUCCAUGGUGAUGGUACUGCGUGUGUUGCCGACUUCGGUCUCUCCUUGAUGUAUUCGGAGGUCAUAAGCACCUCUCAGGCUUCCUGGACGUCCACGCUCAACGGAAAUGCACGAUGGAUGGCUCCCGAGCUGCUCGCAGAGCGGGAGGAUGGGUCCCUAGCACGGCCGAGCGAGCAGAGCGACAUAUAUUCAUUCGGCGGUAUCAUGUUGCAGGUCCUCACCAAUAGUACUCCCUAUUAUUACCUCCGGAAUGAUCUCGCCAUCAUAUGGGCUAUGCAGAAGUCAGAGAUGCCUUCCCGAUCGCGCUAUCCUCCGCUGCCCGACAAAUACUGGGAGUUUAUUGAGAAAUGUUGGUCUACAGAUCCGCGGAACCGUCCAUCGACAGAGGCAGCUGAGGGAGUAAUCAGGAAUGAAUAUUAUGCGCUAUCCAGAUCUCCUUGAUUCUUGAACUGCCUUUAAUACAAUCAUGUGUUUACGGUACAACCAAUUGGAUGACUAGCUCGGUAUGCUACUCAGGUAUCGCAAAUGUAGGCCCUCCCCCCCGCCAUUUUGUGGUAAGAGCUCGGGACUAAACGUUUCUUGGGAAAACGAACCAGCAACUACA